AUGAAGUCCAAUGUGCAGCUGCGGAGGGAUGACUCCGAUGAUGAGGUGCCCAUAGCUGCUACCAUGCUUGUUGGUUUUUUGGAUAUGGAUUCAUCCUCCCAGACCGUCCCACCAUCUGAGCUGGAGGUCAACUAUUCACAGAUCAUGGAGGCACUUGCUGCCAUUCAGGGGGGAAUGAGUGCUAUGCAGCUGAUUUCCAACUGUGUUUCUUCUUCUUGGUUCUCUGUGGUUAUGAAUGGCACUUCUAAAGGUUUUUUAAAGCCUGGUAGGGGUCUUCGCCAGGGGGAUCCUUUAUCCCCUUAUUUAUUUAUUUUGGUGGAGGAGGUGUUUUCAAGAUUGUUGCGGAAGAAAGUUCAGGAUGGGACUAUUGGAUAUUAUUUGCAGCCUAGAAAGGGCCCGUUAAUAUCCCAUUUGCUUUAUGCGAAUGAUAUGGUUAUUUUUUCGACUGGUAGAAAGAAAGAUGUGAGGAGCAUUUUAGAAGUUCUUGAUAUCUAUGCCCAGUGGUCUAGUCAAGUGGUCAACGCCUCGAAGUCAUCUAUAUUUUUCUCCAACCGUUUACCAGAUUCUAGGCGUCAGGAGCUGAUUAGAGUAUCUGGUUUUUCGAUGGGGAUUUUCCCAACGCGAUAUUUGGGGGUUCCCAUUUUCUCUGGUAGGGUUAAAUCUUGGUAUUUUGAUGACUUGUUGGUUAAAAUUUCUAAAACAAUUGAGGGUUGGAAGAUGAGAUAUCUUUCUGCUGGUGCCAGAUUACUUCUGAUUAAGCACGUUCUUUCAAGUUGGCUGGGUUCGUCUGAAGGAAGGCCAAAGAGGAAAUGGGUGAGUUGGGAAUCUGUUUGCAGGCCCGUGGAUGAAGGCGGGGCAUGGGGAUCAGAAAUAUUAUGGAUGUCUACAGCUCCCUUCAAUCCAAAUUUGCCUGGAAAUUCCUCUCGGAGGAUACCUUAUGGUCACAUUUCUUUAAAGCCAAGCUCUAGAUUUUGGAAAAUGCUUAUUAAAGCAGUUCCCCUGGUUAUUGACAAAUCCGUAUGGAGUGUGAAAGACGGGAACCUAUCAUUUUGGCGGGAUAAGUGGAUGGAGUCGGGUCCUAUAUGUCAGAAUGUUCAGAUAUCUGAUUUGCCUUUCUUAAAAAUGAAAGAUUGCAUGGUGGAACAUAGUUGGGAUGUGGACUUGGUUGUUCAGUUAGUGGGUCAAGAGGUUGUUGAGGAUAUUUUCUCUCAGAUUGAUGGCACUUAA
This is a messenger RNA of Alnus glutinosa, 1227 nucleotides long. RefSeq lists its product as uncharacterized. The coding region runs from base 1 to 1227 and encodes 408 amino acids. Lineage: Eukaryota; Viridiplantae; Streptophyta; Magnoliopsida; Fagales; Betulaceae. The transcript has 4 exons. The record is from RefSeq and is a predicted model, not a curated record.